Ilex paraguariensis (yerba mate) is the source of this 164-nucleotide messenger RNA. NCBI's taxonomy places the organism in Eukaryota, Viridiplantae, Streptophyta, Magnoliopsida, Aquifoliales, Aquifoliaceae. The record is from the annotation of a GenBank genome assembly.
GCUGGAGAAAGCCCCUAUCUGUAAAUCCAAGCCAUCUUUCUUCCUUAUCAUCCGGGAACUCCACGAAGACGAGACUCAUAGCAGCAGGAGUUGAUCUUUACACAGCGGUAGUUGCUCGCCUUAGACCGGAAGACGUCACUCCAGCGGGAACUGCAAAAGAAUAG